Molecule: messenger RNA, 3085 nt
Organism: Betta splendens (Siamese fighting fish)
Lineage: Eukaryota; Metazoa; Chordata; Actinopteri; Anabantiformes; Osphronemidae
Gene: l3mbtl2
Product: L3MBTL histone methyl-lysine binding protein 2
Exons: 20
Coding region: 372-2918 (848 amino acids)
Biological process (GO): regulation of DNA-templated transcription
Cellular component (GO): nucleus
Molecular function (GO): zinc ion binding
Source: RefSeq, a predicted model, not a curated record
AUGACGUCAAAUGUAGGCGACAACAGUAAACGUUCCAACCUAUGUGGAAAUGGUCUGGAGCAUGUAAACAUUCAUCACAUUGCUAAACGGCAUUAGCGUAAUCCGAUCGAGUGUAACAGUUAACUGCUUUUACGACUGCGGGCUGUGGCACAUGGGGCGCCUGGGAAUCUAGUGUGAAGUGGCUUGCUCACGGACACAACUGGUCUAAUCCAACUGGCGACCUUCUGCUUCCAAGGCAAACACUACUCAUUGAGCUACCAGACCACCAAAUUCCACAAAGGGAAUCAAUAAAAAGACCUCCCACCGACUUAAAAGAAUGCACUGGCUGUAUGUUUAGCUUCGGAAUAUUUCAGUAAACUUAAGAAGACAGGAUGCCUUAUCACUGUGUGGCCUAUGGAUGUGGCAAGACUUCAGAAGACGGUGUGACGCUGUUUAAAUUCCCCAAGGACCCUGAGGAGUUUCGCAAAUGGGAGAAGCAGGUCCAGCGCACCCGCACCCGUUGGAUCGCCACACCCAACUCUCACCUUUGCAGCGAGCAUUUUGGCAAAGAGUACUUUGAACCCAGACUACACUCUGGUGUGCUGAAGCUGAAGCCAGGAGCUGCGCCCACAGUGUUUGUCUGUCUUCGCUGUUCUUUCUGCAGUGGACGCGGCUGCAAGAACUGCCUUCCUGCUAUCCAGCGACGGGAAAUUGCAGCUGAGCCUAGAGAGCAUAAGACUACUGCUAAACAUACAGGUAAUCAAAUUAUGCCCAUUCAGUCUGAUGCCAGUGAUGGAGGAGGUCAUGAACAUGUUACAGGAAGAUGGAAGAAGCAUUUAGAAACAAAUGAAGAACAACCAGGGGUGUGUGAAAUGUGUGGCACCACCGGUAAUAUAAGCACCUUCUUUUCGAGGACCAAACGUUUCUGCAGCACAUCCUGUUCACGCUCCUAUUCAUCAAACUCUAAGAAGUCAUCCAUACUGGCACGUUUGCAGGGGAAGCUACCAACUAAAAAAGCUGUUGUGUUGAACAAGAUGAAUAAAGUUGUGGCAAGCGCAGGAGGACCAGAUGCAGGUUUUGACUGGGGCUCUUACUUAGAGAGGGAAAGAUCUCCAGCUGCAUCCGUCUCCUGCUUUACACACGUUCCCUUGUGUGACCAGUGGGACGAAAUUGCUGUGGGGAUGAAGGUGGAAGUUUUGAACACUAAUGCUGUCCUGCCCAGUAAAGUCUACUGGAUUGCUACUGUUGUCCAGAUUGCAGGAUACAAAGCUCUAUUGCGCUAUGAAGGCUUUGAGGAUGACAGCAGCCAUGAUUUCUGGUGCAGCCUCGUUUCAGGGGAGGUGAAUCCAAUAGGAUGGUGUGCCAUCACAAGCAAACUGCUGGUUCCACCCCAAGAUGUUAAGCUGAACAUCCCAGAUUGGAAAGAGUAUCUAAUGAAAAAGCUAGUGGGGGCCAACACUUUACCUGUUGACUUCUACAUUAAGAUGUCAGAAGGCAUGAGGACCUCUUUCAAAAUAGGCAUGCGUGUGGAAGUGGUGGAUCCCAAGUAUGUGAGCCAGACCCGCGUUGCCAUCAUAGAUCAGAUUACUGGGGGCCGUCUAAGGCUGGUGUACACAGACCAAAGUGAUGCCCCCGAGAACGCAGUCUCUGAUUUCUGGUGCCACAUGUUGAGUCCUCUCCUGCAUCCACUGGGCUGGUCCAACAGUGUGGGUCAUGCCAUUAAAGCACCUGUAAACAGUUGGGAGGCUGCUUCUAGUGGUUUGAAGAAUAACUCUGACAAUGCAUUCCUGCUCUUUAAAAGGCCUAGGACUGUUUACAUGGACGGAGGUUUCUUUGAAGAAGGCAUGAAGCUGGAGGCCAUCGACCCUCUAAACCUUGGCAAUAUCUGUGUGGCCACUGUACAAAAAGUGCUGUUAGAUGGCUACCUGAUGGUUGGGAUCGAUGGCACUACCUCUAACAGUGACUGGUUUUGUUAUCAUGCCUCCUCCCAUGCCAUCUUCCCCAAAGGCUUCUGUAACAAGAAUGAAAUCCAUCUCACUGUACCUCAAGGUUAUGAUCCUCAUACUUUCACCUGGGACGACUACCUGGAGGAGACCAAAGCUAAACCGGCGCCAGCGCACCUGUUUAAUGCUGACUACCGAGGUCAUGGCUUCUCCCCCAACAUGAAGCUGGAGGCUGUGGACCUGAUGGAGCCACGCCUGGUGUGCGUGGCCACCAUAAAACGCUGUGUGGGUCGACUGCUGCUCAUCCAUUUUGACGGCUGGGAGGAUGACUUUGACCAGUGGGUUGACAGCCAGUCCCCAGACAUCUACCCUGUUGGCUGGUGCGAACUCAUGGGCUACCAGCUCCAGCCGCCUCCUGAAUUUGCCGCAAACCAAGAGGCACGGAUCAAGAAAUACAAGCACUUUAUAUAUGGGAAAAAGAAAAAAAAGUAUACAAGGAAGAGACUGUCCAAUGACCAAAGUAAAGCUGAUGCUACCCAGGGACCCAAGGUCAUCAGCACAGACAAUCCUCAAAAAUUGGUAGAAAGCAGUCUACAACCACAAGUGCCCCUCAUUCAGCCCAAAACUGAGCCAGAGGAACAGGAUAUUAUGGAGGUGCAGGUGAAGGCCGAAGAAAUUGAGAUGGAGAUUAUUAAUCCUCCAAACAACCCUCAAGAACUCUGCGUGAGUCGAAUCAAACAGGAGGAAACAGAGGAGCAGAACAAGAGAAGAGACUACGAAGUGCCAGCGCGAACUAGCAAGGAUCAGGCAUCACGUGAUGAGAGAGAGACAGGGAAAGAUGCAGGUGAACUGGAAAAGAACAGUGUCACUGUGAGCAGCAUGGAGCAGAGCGAAGAUGAUGGAACUGAACAGGACCAAGAGGAGGAGAUGCAAAUGAGUGACGCCAGCGAGUCGGAAAGUAAUACAGAGCAUGAUACAACAGGAGAAGGAAGAUAAGAGAGACGAGACCUAUGUGCUAGAAGACAACACUCAAUGACGAUGGCUUUGUUUUAUACAACUAUGACCUAGUCCUUGUGUAGCUACUGUGCCAGAAAUACUACUUAUCAUGAAUCUAUUGUUCAGAUUAAGCUACGUGGUUUUAAUAAAAGUCCAAUGAAUUGCAA